UUGCAAAGAGCCACCUCGUGGGCCGUACGGUCUUCGCGCGCGUCCCAAAUCGAUACAACUGAACGAUUCUUCAGUGCAUGGUUCCCGUACAAGUUGUGCCAAGAUGCUGCUGAGAAAUAGAUUAGCGGCUCUUUGCUUCGCCUUGCUUGGCUUGAUCUGCGAAAGUGUCUCCGAUGGUUUUAAUGGAUUUUCUGAAAAGGACGGCGCUUUUUACACUGACGAUGCGGUAGUUUUAAACGCGCCCGUGAGUCGUGUGAAACGCGACCUCUCAAAUGACACUCGAAGUGGAAAACAACUAAUUUUGCUGAGACAGGUGCAACCCGAAGGAGCGUUCGGGCUGGACUGCGAGACAACGCUGGGCAAACAGGGCACGUGCAAGAGUUUCCACGACUGCUACCCGCUGCUGAAGGUGGCCGACUUGUCGGGCUCCAAUGGCUGGAUCAUGGGCCACUACGACACCUGCAGUUACAUCAGCGCUGACAACAUGGAGGUGUUCGGCGUUUGCUGUACGGAGCCGGUAGGCACGCCGCCACAGCAGGAACCAGAUGUGCAGCGACUGGGCAUGUUUCCUCUGGCUGUGCCAGCGCAGGGACCUCCACUGGCUUAUCAAGCGUUCCCCGAACGCCUGGCGUACUUCUCUCCGCAAUGGCAGUUCGGAGGCAACGUGCGCCAGAUCCCCGCGCAGUGGCCGCCAACCAUCCCGCCGCUGCCGACUCACCCGCCAGACCACACUGCGCCUACCCACCCUCCUUCACUGGUGGCCGGAGGAGGAACCACCCGACCCCCAACACAAACUACCUGGGCAACAAGACCGCCUACUUCAACCCCGUCUACGACUAAACAGUCGUGGCCUCCAGCGUUCCCCACUCAGCCCACCAGACCCACGAAUCCUACAACAGCGCCUGCUGCUGACGGCUCUUGUGGCAUGAAAAACGGAUAUCGGACUUACGAAGCCUUCUUGGACGAGGAACGCAUUGUUGGCGGUCACAGCGCCGACUUGAACGAGUGGCCGUGGAUCGUGGCUCUGUUCAACGGCGGUCGGCAGUUCUGUGGCGGCUCCCUGAUCGAUGACAGACACGUCCUGUCGGCGGCUCACUGUGUGGCCCACAUGACCUCAUGGGACGUGGCACGGCUGACGGCGAGGAUAGCCGAUCACAACAUCCACACCAACGCCGAGACUCAGCACAUCGAGAGGAAGAUCAAGCGAGUUGUGCGACACCGAGGUUUCGACAUGCGCACUUUGUACAACGACGUCGCCAUCCUGACUUUGGAUCAGCCAGUGCCAUUCACAAGGAACAGCAAGCCUAUCUGCCUUCCAUCGGGCAGCCGGGCUUACUCGGGUCAAAUAGCAACGGUUAUUGGAUGGGGCAGUUUGCGAGAAGCUGGCCCUCAACCCUCCGUUCUUCAAGAGGUUUCUAUCCCAAUCUGGACCAACCAGGAGUGCAGGCUGAAGUACGGAGCUGCCGCUCCAGGAGGCAUUGUCGACCACAUGCUUUGCGCCGGGAAAGCUAGUAUGGACUCUUGCAGUGGUGACAGCGGUGGCCCCCUGAUGGUGAACGAGGGCGGGCGCUGGGUGCAAGUCGGCGUGGUCUCGUGGGGCAUCGGGUGCGGCAAGGGCCACUACCCCGGCGUCUACACGCGGGUCACCGCCUUCCUGCCGUGGAUACAGAAGAACUCCAAGUAGACACAUGGCACGUCAAUCGCCAUUAGUAACGUAGUAAUCCAACGUGGGUAUUCCAAUUGACGGUGACGUCAGAGGUUGACACAAUUUUGUUACGUGUGUUACAAUGUUUAAAACUCAAGACAAAAGAAAGCAAUUGGACUAUUUGACACGUUAUUAUGUAUUUCUGAUUGGCCGUUGGAAGUCGAUAGUUCCGUAUUUUCGAAAUGUGAAUUAAGGAAAAUCUCGGAGUAUUCUAAUAGUAUUGUAAGCGACGGGAUUAAAUCUUUCUAUUCCUACAAUAAAAUUGUACUGGGAAUAUUUAAAUCUCUUUUAAAUUUUCCGAUACUUGCAUAUCUGCGUGUGCGCAAUGGCGCUAUCUGUAACGAGCUUCUAGUUUUUAAUCUUCACAACUCUAAGGUUAGGUUCUUGCGUGUUUGACCGCCUACUCAUUUGCUUUUGCAGAUUUCCAUUUGGUUAUUGGGUUUAUCAAUUGUUUUGAGAAAGACAACCGAAAUCUUGCCUUUCUUAAUAAAUUGAUAUUAUUACGCUUUCUGGCCGGGUCAAGUGACCUUAAAGCAUUUAAUUUGUGGAAAUCGUGCCAAAUUUGUAAUGUAAUUUAGAUAAUAAAUAAUUUUAGAUAAUUUAAA
Molecule: messenger RNA, 2310 nt
Organism: Leguminivora glycinivorella
Lineage: Eukaryota; Metazoa; Arthropoda; Insecta; Lepidoptera; Tortricidae
Product: venom protease-like
Exons: 12
Coding region: 104-1684 (526 amino acids)
Biological process (GO): proteolysis
Molecular function (GO): serine-type endopeptidase activity
Source: RefSeq, a predicted model, not a curated record